Molecule: messenger RNA, 1565 nt
Organism: Xyrauchen texanus (razorback sucker)
Lineage: Eukaryota; Metazoa; Chordata; Actinopteri; Cypriniformes; Catostomidae
Product: B-cell receptor CD22-like
Exons: 9
Coding region: 95-1246 (383 amino acids)
Source: RefSeq, a predicted model, not a curated record
CUUCAGCUAAAACCACAUACUGAUGGUAAACCUCAUGCCAAACCUAUUCUUGACAUCUUUGGUCAAUUGAGGUGCACUGGAGUAUGGUGUUGCUAUGGUGAUGUCAGUCAGAAUGGCUCUAUUUCAUCUGAUCUUUCUGCUCAUUGUUCCAGGGGUUUAUAGUGCUGAUGGUUGGGAUGUGAGUUACAGCCAUCCAUACAUCUGUGCACUAAAGGGGUCAUCAGUGAUAAUGUCCUGCACUUAUAAAUACCCUCCUGGGAAUCAAGUCAUAGAGGUGAACUGGGUCAUAUAUAGGCCUAAUGCUAGAAACAAUAACUCUCCAGAUCUGUCUGAUGACUCUGAAUACAGUCCAAGUAUUCAGUAUCUGGGAGAUAAACAGCAGAACUGCACCAUCAGACUGAAUGAUGUGACACAGAAGGAUUCACACGAGUACUAUUUCAGAUUCACAACUAAUAAACCUGAUGGAAGAUGGACUGGUGCUCCAGGAGUUACUCUUGAUGUCACUGAUCUGCAGAUAGAGUCUCCUGAGAGCGUGACAGAGGGAGAUACAGUCAGUCUGACAUGUAAAAGCACCUGUAAUCUGUCUGACAGAACAACAUUCAUCUGGUGGAAAAACACACAGUCAUUAACUGAGAGAAACAAUAAACUCCUCCUGCAGUCAGUCAGAAGAGAGGAUGCAGGCAGAUAUAGCUGUGCUGUACACGGACACAAACUCACAUCACCUCAUGUUGAUCUCAAUGUUAAAUACUCACCCAGGAAUGUCUCAGUGUCCAUGAGUGGAUCUGGUGAAAUAGUUUUGGGUGAUUCAGUGACUCUGACCUGCAGCAGUGAUUCAAACCCACCUGUUCUGAACUACACCUGGUUUAAGGUGAAUGAAAGUUCAUCUGUUGGAUCGGGACAGAGUUACAGUGCACUACAGAGUGGAUUCUUCUACUGUGUGGCUCAGAAUCAACAUGGAUCUCAGAGUUCAGCUGCCGUUCAAGUCACUGUUGAAGGUAGUUCUGGACGUUGGCUUGUAGUUGUUGGAAUUGCUGUUGGUGUUGGAUUCUGCGUAGGUGCAGCUGCUCUUAUUGUUGUGUUGUGUAUUUGUAAGUGCAACAGGAGCAAAGCCAAUGCUGUCAAAACUGAGUAUGAGAAUGUUAAGUCCACUGAUCAGACAUAUACAGCUCUUGACCUCAAGUCCCAGUCAUCUGAUGUGUACAACACACUCAUUAUUGCUGAAAGGCAGACGCUUCAGCUGUCUUGAGCAUCUGAAGAUCGCUAAACCGUCCCAACCACUUGAAUCUAGCUAUACAACUGCACCAGAUCCUCACUGAAAAUCAAUGGAUUCAUUCUCUCUGUUUAUCCACUUCACUCAUUACACAUCAUAAUUCAACAGUCUCUUGGGAUUUUGGACCAGUGCACUUACUGUAGUCUUGCUGUUAAAUGUCAGAAACACAGAUCCACCACCACUUAGAUACAUAUACUGUUGGUCUAAAACAAUACAGUAAAAAAUUGUUAAAUGAUGUGCUUACUGUUAUGAGGACCUAUAAUGUCAAAAGACAAGAAAAUAAUCUGUUUUACUG